Messenger RNA from Salvelinus fontinalis (brook trout), 4211 nucleotides. Its product is annotated as potassium voltage-gated channel subfamily A member 10-like. NCBI's taxonomy places the organism in Eukaryota, Metazoa, Chordata, Actinopteri, Salmoniformes, Salmonidae. The transcript has 2 exons. The record is from RefSeq and is a predicted model, not a curated record. Bases 1483 to 3420 code for a protein of 645 amino acids. Gene Ontology annotation, molecular function: protein binding; delayed rectifier potassium channel activity. Gene Ontology annotation, cellular component: membrane; voltage-gated potassium channel complex. Gene Ontology annotation, biological process: protein homooligomerization; potassium ion transmembrane transport.
AUCUCUAACUCCCUCUCUCUCCCUCUCUCUCUCUCUCCAUCUCUCCAUCUCUCUCCAGAGGGAUGGCCGGAUGGUGAGAGGAUUUGUAUCUUCCUCCAACCAGGGAAUUGGCCAAAUUAAUUGUAAUCAUGUUGUUGUGGUUAUGUCACCCUCACAUCUGUCUCGCGGGUGAUUGCCCGGGCCGCUUCCGCCGAGCCUUCUGUCCGCACGCUAAGCCCGGGGGUGAUACCUGCCGCUAGCCAGCCAUCAACACAGACAGAACGGAACACACUCUCUCAACAGUGGACAUGCCUCUCCAGGUGCAGAGGACAACAGGACCGGGAACGUUUUCAGGACCCCGGAAACAAAGUUUGGGAAGACACGCCAUUCUUGGUCCAUCAAUAGGUAUGAGAAAGGAGAAGGUGUGUGUAGCAGAGGUGAUGAAGCAUCUGUUGACUGCUGGAAAGCCCUUCACCCUGUUACCCUGAAGACUGCUUCCAUCUCUGGGAAUUAGAGCCUGAAGACUGCUUCCAUCUCUGGGAAUUAGAGCCUGAAGACUGCUUCCAUCUCUGGGAAUUAGAGACUGAAGACUGCUUCCAUCUCUGGGAAUUAGAGCCUGAAGACUGCUUCCAUCUCUGGGAAUUAGAGCCUGAAGACUGCUUCCAUCUCUGGGAAUUAAAGCCUGAAGACUGCUUCCAUCUCUGGGAAUUAGAGCCUGAAGACUGCUUCCCUCUCUGGGAAUUAGAGCCUGAAGACUGCUUCCAUCUCUGGGAAUUAGAGCCUGAAGACUGCUUCCAUCUCUGGGAAUUAGAGCCUGAAGACUGCUUCCAUCUCUGGGAAUUAGAGACUGAAGACUGCUUCCAUCUCUGGGAAUUAGAGCCUGAAGACUGCUUCCAUCUCUGGGAAUUAGAGCCUGAAGACUGCUUCUAUCUCUGGGAAUUAGAGCCUGAAGACUGCUUCCAUCUCUGGGAAUUAGAGACUGAAGACUGCUUCCAUCUCUGGGAAUUAGAGCCUGAAGACUGCUUCCAUCUCUGGGAAUUAGAGACUGAAGACUGCUUCCAUCUCUGGGAAUUAGAGCCUGAAGACUGCUUCCAUCUCUGGGAAUUAGAGCCUGAAGACUGCUUCUAUCUCUAGGAAUUAGAGCCUGAAGACACUGGCCCUCUUAUAGGCAGCUGAGGUCUGCCGUUCUGUGGAUCUUCUCACCUGGACAGAGGGCUUGCAUCAAACCCUCCUGGACCAGACUUGCCUGGAUGGGCCUACCCUGGUCUACACCUCCUUUCCUCCCUCUCUCUGGAACCUGUAUUAAAGGUCUCUUGACUAGUCUACUCUGGUCUUCACCUCUAGUCCUCUGAGUGUCCUGGGACGUGUUUUAAGAACCAGGGUCUAGGUGUACUUGCAGCAACAGCAGUACUGGUAGUAGUAGUAGUAGUAGUAUUAAUAGUAGUAGUUGUAGCAGCAGUAUUAGCAGUUGUAGUAGCCCCCCCCCCCCCAGCAGCAGCAGCCAUGGAGGCGGCUCUAGUGGACUUUGAGAGUCUAGACGACUCCAGCCUGGAAGAUGAGGUGGAUAACCCAGACAUCCCGGACGAGACCACGACCCUGACGGUCGACAUGCCCCCCGAAAACUGCUCCAUCCACGGCUCCCACCACCUCCUUUCCCCUCAGCCCAACCUCACAUCCACUCUCCAGCACCACUACCCCUCCGAACACUCCUCCUACCACCUCCUUUCCCCUCAGCCCAACCUCACAUCCACCCCCCAGCACCACUACCCCUCCGAACACUGCUCCUACCAACUCCUUUCCCCUCAGCCUAACCUCACAUCCACCCCCCAGCACCACUACCCCUCCGAACACUCCUCCCAAAGGAGGAAUACCUCCCCCUGCCCGUACUCCUCCCCCAAUACACUGGAUGUGCCCCAGUCACCCGUCAUGCCACCCCACAGCAGGAGGGGGCGUCCUAGCUGUGCCAGCAUGAUCUCCAACUGGAAGUUGCUGCUGAGUAGCGAGACCCAGACGCAGAGCGAGACCAUCUUCAGCCGGCUGGCUAAGGAGUGCUGUGAGGAUGUGUUCGUGGACAAGACAGGUCUAGACGACGGAGACCAGAAGGUCAUCAUCAACAUCGCCGGGCUACGCUUCGAGACGCAGCUCAAAACCCUCGACCAGUUCCCUGAGACUCUUCUGGGGGACCCUAUGAAGAGGAUGGACUACUUUGACCCCAUGAGGAAUGAGUAUUUCUUUGACAGGAACCGGCCCAGCUUCGAUGGCAUCCUGUACUACUACCAGUCAGGAGGAAAGAUCCGCAGGCCGGCCAACGUUCCGCUGGAUGUGUUUGCUGAUGAGAUCGUGUUCUAUGAGCUGGGGAGUGACGCCAUGGAGCAGUUCAGAGAGGACGAGGGCUUCAUCAAGGAAGUGGAGAUCCCUCUCCCGACCAACGAGAUAUACCGGCAGUUCUGGCUGCUGUUCGAGUACCCCGAGAGUUCCAACGCGGCACGCGGCGUGGCGCUGGUCUCCGUGUUUGUCAUCGUUAUCUCCAUCAUCAUCUUCUGUAUGGAGACGCUACCGGAGUUCCGGGAUAACUCCCUGGACCCCGUCCUACCCACCACCGUCACGCAUCUGAUGCCUUUCAAUGGGAACCUAUCGUUGGGCGGCCAUGGGUCCUUGUUCCCGCCCUCGCCCACACCCAAAACGAUCACCUCCACGUUCUCCGACCCGUUCUUCAUCAUCGAGACGGCCUGCAUCGUCUGGUUCUUCUUCGAGCUGGUGGUGCGCUUUGUGGUCUGUCCCUCCAAGAGCAACUUCUUCCACAACCUCAUGAACAUCAUCGACAUUGUCUCCAUCAUCCCGUACUUCGUCACCUUGGUAACGGAGCUGGUCACCACCCCGGACCAGAACUCCAGCCAGAACAUGUCCCUGGCCAUCCUUCGUAUCAUCCGUCUGGUCAGGGUGUUCAGGAUCUUCAAGUUGUCCAGACACUCCAAGGGGCUCCAGAUCCUAGGCCAGACCCUGAAGGCCAGCAUGCGGGAGCUUGGCCUCCUCAUAUUCUUCCUCUUCAUCGGAGUCAUCCUCUUCUCUAGUGCCAUCUACUUUGCUGAAGUGGACGAGCCCAGCACACAGUUCGUCAGCAUUCCUGACGGCUCCUGGUGGGCCGUGGUCACCAUGACUACGGUGGGCUACGGCGACAUGUGCCCGAUCACCAUGGGCGGUAAGAUGGUGGGGACGCUGUGCGCCAUCGCCGGCGUGCUGACCAUCGCCCUACCCGUCCCCGUCAUCGUGUCCAACUUCAACUACUUCUACCACCGGGAGACGGAGGCAGAGGACAAGCAGCCGUUGGCGGAUGCAGCAGAGCUGGCCAUGAAGGCCUCAGGAGAGAGUAAACAUGGGAGUAGCACCUCUCUGAACAAGACCAACGGGACCUGGCAGGGUGACAAGUUCACUGGCCUCUGAGAUUUACAGAGACUGACCGGUCCACUGUAGAAGAGACAAUGUGUGACAGAGAGACACAGAUAGACUGACCUGUCCACUGACUGGGGCAGAUAGAUAUAGACUGACCUGUCCACUGUGAGGACAGAGAGAUAUAGACUUACCUGUCCAUUGUCUAGGGCAGAUAGAUAUAGACUGACCUGCCCACUGUCGGGGGCAGAUAGAUAUAGACUGACCUGCCCACUGUCUGGGGCAGAGAGCUAUAUUCUGACCUGUCCACUAUGGAAGAUUGAGACAGAGAAAGGCAGAGGGACAUCUGUGAGCUGCGAGACACACACAACUCAUUCUCUCCUGUCCUCUGGGAGACAGACAUAAAGUCACCCAUGUGGGAAGACACAGCUACACCGGCUCUUUACUGUCAGAUAAGAUGGUAGGGAAACCAUUGUUUUAAAUGACAGAAAGUGUUAGGUCUGAUAGAUCAUGCAUGGAGUUGUUGUGUUACUUGUCUUGAAUUUAUUUUUAAUAUUGUAUAAUAAACAACUCUUACCUCAGUGCAAAUAGUGACCGGUAACAUAAACACAUAGUAACUGGUAACAAAUCAAUCAAAUACAAUCAAAUCACAUUUUAUUUGUCACAUGCGCCGAAUACAACAGGUGUAGACCUUACUGUGAAAUGCUGAAUACAACAAGUGUAGACCUUACUGUGAAAUGCUGAAUACAACAAGUGUAGACCUUACUGUGAAAUGCUGAAUACAACAAGUGUAGACCUUACUGUGAAAUUCUUACUUACAAGCCUUUAACCAACAAUGCAGUUCA